Dendronephthya gigantea is the source of this 2091-nucleotide messenger RNA. RefSeq names its product cysteine-rich with EGF-like domain protein 2-B. The coding region runs from base 458 to 1747 and encodes 429 amino acids. NCBI's taxonomy places the organism in Eukaryota, Metazoa, Cnidaria, Anthozoa, Malacalcyonacea, Nephtheidae. The record is from RefSeq and is a predicted model, not a curated record. Gene Ontology annotation, molecular function: calcium ion binding. The transcript has 13 exons.
AAAAAAAAGUAGUUCAAAUUUGAAGUUUAUAAGAAGUUAUAAAGUUUUGAAAUUAGUGAAACAUGUAGUUUCUCCUUUCGUGUUCCGGUUCUUAUGUCAAGGUAGCUUCCUCUCUAUGGUUGCGGGUGACUUGGCGGCGUUUUUUAGUUUUUACACUAAAAUUCAAAAUUUAUACUUGAAAAUGAUCCGCUGUUUGUACCGCGAUUUCGUUUGCAUGAAAAGAAUAUACUUAUGACCAAGUGAAUUGUUCAUAUUUGAGAAAAAAUCGUGGCGUAGAGUUUGUGAAUUCUGGAAGCGAACAUUCACUUCCUGUAGAAUUUUUCAGCAGACGCGUGUCAUCUAGUAAAGUAAAGAUGUAUGUAGUUUUUGUAUUUCUUAUUUGGUGUUAUCUACCUCGUUUUGUGCAAAGGAGAAAUGUGAAACAUGUAGAGAAAUAGUUAAAAAAUUUAAGGAGGGGAUGGAUAGGACAUCAGGGCAUAACUUUGGCGGUGGAAAUACAGAUUGGGAAGAGAGGCGACUGGGUAGUUGGGCUGACAGUGAAACAAGGCUAGUUGAUAUCAUGGAAAAUCUCUGUUCGUCUACCGAGUGUCAUUCAAUGGUGGAAGAGCACGAGGAAGAUUUAGAGACAUGGUGGUUCAAACAAAAGGAAAAAGAGUUAGAAACUUGGUUAUGUAUUGACACUAUAAGAGUUUGUUGUCCAAGUGGUAAAUUUGGCACCAAUUGUGAAGAAUGUCCAGGUGGAUCAGAAACACCAUGUUCAAAACAUGGAAAAUGCGAGGGCGAUGGUACAAGAACGGGGACAGGUGAAUGUGAUUGUGAUGAUGGAUACGCGGCCAAGUCGUGCAAUGAAUGUGAUGAAGAAUAUUAUCAAGAUAAAAAUAACACCACUGAGCUCAGUUGUCUCGAAUGUCACGAGUCAUGUGACGGAGGAUGUCAUGGUGGUUCACCGAAAGAUUGCGAGGGUUGCAAAGAUGGAUGGGAAGAAUCCGAAGAGCACGGUUGUACAGAUAAAGAUGAAUGCUCUUCAGGCGAUGUAUGCGCGUCUAGCAACUAUUGUGUCAAUACACCUGGUAGUUAUAAAUGCGAGGAAUGCGAUAAGUCAUGUGAGGAGAAUUGUACUGGUCCUGGAAACAAAGCCUGUUUAGCAUGUAAAACGGGUUAUACCAUGAUUGAAAACGAAGGAUGUAAAGACGACGAUGAGUGCUCUGAUGGUAAAGUCACUUGUGAAGAUGGAAAAUAUUGCAGUAAUAACCCUGGCUCUUAUGCUUGUCUUGAGUGCGAUAAAGCGUGUUCACAAUGCGCGGGCCCUGGUACAGAAAAAUGUUCAGCUUGUAACUCUGGUUUUGAAUUAACCGACAAAGGAUGCGAAGAUGUAGAUGAAUGUAAAAACACGAAAUUGUGUCCGGGUGAAAAUGAGCAUUGCAAGAACAUGGCAGGAUUUUAUUCCUGCAAGUGCGACUCCGGAUUUACAAGGAAUAAAGGAAAGUGCGUUAAAGGUAAAAAGAAGAAAAAGGGAAAUUCUAAAACGACAAAAGAUGAGAACGAAAAGCUUUUAGAAGAGGUUGAAGAAGGAAAAUAUAUACAAGAAUGGCAUUUAAAAGUCGGUUCUUUACUCUACGCCGUCUUCUUUGCGUUGUUAGUUUUGGCUUUUUCCCAACGCAGCGCUAUUGGCGUUAUUAGUUUGGUUAUCUUGUAUUUAGGUGUUUUGUUUGGUAUUAGAACUAGGUAUAAAGAUGCUAACGAGUAAAUGAGUUUAGAGAUUAAUAUUUAGAUUAUUUAAAUAAGUCUGUCAACAGGCAAGCCCUCGUUACACUGAGAUGUUUUUUAAUUGUAUGUAAUGUAAAUAUGAACAGAAGUUCGAGCAACUUUUAUUAUUAAACUAUUAAAUUUACGCUGACUGCCAUGUAUGCUUCGUGACGUCAUCAUUCGCAACUUGUUAAAUAUGGAUAAUGUUGAGCAUUUUUCCAAAAACCGAUUGUGAUUUGAACUUUCGAUGUAAAUUUUUUUUGUGAAACGACUGAUUUUUCAUCGCAAUUUUUUCUCAAGUAGGGGCAAAUAUGUGCUCAAAAUCUAAGACAUUGUCAAAUCUUU